UGCAAGCAAAUCGCAACAAUGCCGUAAAAAUAUCAUAAAUCAGUCCGGAUACUAUACAGGAUACCAUGAUGGAUACAUUUUUGAUUCAAUUUUUCUUUGGACUAACUAUUGUCCUACACAAUGCCGCUGGAGACGAUAUGGGACUGCUUUCCAGCACAUUGCGUGCAUUUCGCACGUUUUGCUGUGACGAUGAUCUCCUGACACUGUCCUGUCCUAUUGGCACUAGCAUAUCCGUGGAACUGGUUCAAUAUGGUGCAAAAGAGGAAAACGAUACAGUGCAAUGUUCGUACAGUGAACUGGAUGGUCCCUAUUAUGCUCCAGAACCACCGCCAUCAUCAUCUCCUACUAGUAUAAUGGACAUUGUCCUACCGAAUAAUAACAUACUGAAUGCCAUGAACGAAAGCAUUACGAACUCUUCCGUCGACAGAACGAAGGACAAGUGUACCCCGCUUUACGUACUGCAGUACUCGAUCCUGCAGACGAUUGUUGAAACGUGUCAGAAAAAAAGACGCUGUCGGUUACAUGCUGCGCCGAAAAUAUUCGAAACAAGUCCCUGUCCUGGCAUACAUCGGCUGGUGGAGGUCAAUCACAAAUGCCGCCCAUUCGAAUUCCGAAGCUUGACUUCGUGCGAGAAGGACAUCGUUCGGUUGACUUGCGGCCAGUACACGCGUAUAGCGAUCUAUAGCGCCACCUACGGGCGGACGGCUUACGAGAGUUCUCAUUGUUCACAGGCAGCCUCUUCGCAAGAGCAGACAUGUCUCUCGGAGCACACGAGUCACACGUUGACGGAAAUUUGCCAGGGACGGCGGAAGUGUACGGUGGCAGUUGAAAGCUCAACAUUUGGCAAUCCCUGCCCGGAGAGCAUUCGGGUGUACCUAAAGGUGAUAUACGCCUGUGUUUCCAGGAACGUGUUCCGGGAGCGCUACAUUACGCCACUGGAGGAUGACGAACUGAACGAGCAACCAUUCGAGUCGGUUGAGCUGUAUGAUGAGGAAUUAACACCCGUUCCUAACCAGGUAGAGGACUCAGCGGCCAUAGGGAUCGGUGCCACCAAGAGCACCCUCAAAUACUUGAGCGAGUCAUCGAGGGUCAAAGCUGAAAACAUAGUCAACCGUAGCAAAGGCGGUGAGCUCUGGAACCGGAAAUUUGGCUCGCCACUUCUAGACGAGGGACAGUUGCUCAUCGUGAGUGUCGCGGUACUAUUCUUCUGUUGCAUCUGCCUAUCGUUCGGCGCGUUGCUGGCAUACAAAAUGAAAUUGUUUCCGUCCCGAACCGCAACGCGAUGCAUCAAAGCAUCAGAUUCGACCGAAAGCCACUCCACGCCAUCUAGCUACCGGCCGACGAGCGACGACUUUGACCUGGUAGACUGUGGGCCAGACCAGGUAAUCAUGGCCGAAAAGCUUACGGAGCAACAAUCAACACCGAACCAAGAAACCGAAGCCACAAGCUCCUUGUGCGGUACCGUCUGCACUAGCAACAGUAUUAAACAUCCAGCUUUCACCUUUGGUGACGUGGAACCAGGCCGCGGGGCGCAACUGUCGCAGAUCUCUACUACCAUGUUCAUUCUUCCAAACUAUCUGAUGACCGAAGCUCCGGUUGGCUUCCUGUCCAACAACCGCCGACCAUCUCGAUUGGCGCGAACAACUCUGGACGACAUUUCCGCACCGAAAACGUUACCACCAAGUGAGAGCCUGACCAUCACUCUUGCCAUGGCCGACAUCACGAGUCAACCGGGCUCCUACACCCAUCCCCAUCAUCCACAACAGCCGAACCACCAGCACCAAUCAGCGUACGGUGUUGAUUCCUGCUCGCAGUGUGCGGUCCUCGGUUUGCCUUCUGUUCCACCCACCGGAUCUACCCCUAUGUAUGGAGGGAUGGCUGGGCCGAAAGUUCUGCUGGCUACGGGAAAUACUUCCCUUGGGGCUACCAGCAACACCACAGUGUUACACCCGUAUCAGCACAAUCAAUCAUUAAAAUCGUCCCCGAGCGAUACUCCAGGGCAGCCUGAGGUGGUGGAGUUGUUGGUAGGCGCCUGUGACACGAAGGGCGCAGAAAUCACCCUGACCAAGUCGAAUUCUUUUUUAUGGCUGGGCUUGAAGAUCGGGCUGAUGUAAAGCUGUAGGGUAAAGCUGUCAAGAUCGACCUGUUCGAUAAUUCAUCGGGCAACCUUUUAAACCUUCCCGGUGCAUGUAUAUGCUUGCCAUAGUUCUGAUGGUCUCAUGGCGCUUCAGGAUUUAAACUUUUUUUUUUCAUCUCUUUCCUUCGUUACUACUCUGAUUCGUUCGUGAUGGUUCCGGAAGAGGCCGGAUUUAUUUUGGUAGCCCCAUUUCCUGAACUCUUUCACGUGUUGUACAUACAGGUUGAAGUGAGCCUGAACAACGCACCUCAGCCACUACCACACUAACAACAUUCAGCUUGACAGCUUUACCCGAACAUCCGUGACAAGUUUAUCGCCAAUUUGUCGAAACGAAACAUUCCGAAGCCAGAUUCGAAUCAAGGAAUGGGCGUCGUGCAGCAGAUAAAGUGAAUAGAGCGAAAUACGGCAAACGAUGACACAAUUUCAGUGGAAUUGUGUCUACUGCAAAUUGCGCAAAAACUCCUGAGUGAUAGAAAGGGAAAACCAUUCCGAAACAGGAGGAUUGUAGCAAUCUGGUAUUAUUUUUUCGUUCUAUCUCAACACCAGGCUUUGAAACGAGAACGAAUUCGUUGCUAUCUCAUGCUCUGUGCUCUAUCAUAUAGAGCAACAUCAAGUUCAGGUGCACCGGUACAAUAUCCAAACCGUUCCUUGGUAACGUCUCCGGCUAAGGAAGCUGUGUCGUCUACCAAAGCGUGAUGGCGACCGCUGUAGAUGGUUAAUUUGAACGUACUUUUUUCUGGAGCUUAAUAUAAUUCUUUUAGAUCAAUUUUGUACAUUAGCUCACAACAUAACA
Messenger RNA from Anopheles bellator, 2930 nucleotides. RefSeq lists its product as uncharacterized. The transcript is spliced from 9 exons. NCBI's taxonomy places the organism in Eukaryota, Metazoa, Arthropoda, Insecta, Diptera, Culicidae. The coding region runs from base 66 to 2114 and encodes 682 amino acids. The record is from RefSeq and is a predicted model, not a curated record. Gene Ontology annotation, molecular function: carbohydrate binding.